AUAAAGCACAGUGGCACGCGAUAUCGCGUUAGCAUUCCAAAUUGACGGCAAACAGUCCCAAAAAUACUGGCGGGAAACCUCAUUUCUUAGUGUGGGAAAAAACCGAAAAUAUACGCUUGAUGCCAAAAUUGUAAGGUCUAGUGGGUUCUUCAUGGUGUAGUGAUGCUUGAAAAAUCUGUCCCCGAAGAAAACUUAUUGGUAUUGAAACGGUUUCGACGUGUUUACCGGCAUAUUCGCCGAGUCCAUUCAAGGAGUUUGACGUAGGAGGUGAGCGGUGUUUGUGUUGAUCGAAAUGAAUUUCGUCGGUGUUCGUUUCCUUAUAUAUGAACGUGUAACUUUAAAAGAGUAUACUGCGUAUUCUUGAAGGUCGAUCGACCGUUUAAGGAGUGAGACGACGGCUAAAUUCGUCCCAAGUUGGCCAAGUUGGUCGUUGUUGGCAUUCCACAGAGGAAGUCUUGACGAUGCGGUUCGCGGCACGUCGAAGGAAGCCCAGCGUUCUUAGCGCUUUGAUCAGAAGAGAGACGAAUAUCCAGUAUCCAAGUGAUCGGGAUUUACUACUUUCUUACGCCGAGGAGUCCUCUGUUUUAUCCUGCCAUCGAACGAAGGUAUGUUUCUUUAUGAGAUUUUUCACCGGUAUGGUGUUACUAUUAAUUUUGUUUUCACGUCGUUUUCAAUUUGAUUGAAGAUUGUGUGACUUCUUAGGACUAAAAUUAAACAUAAAUUCGAAAUAAAUCGUAGUAUUAUUUUAUUUUCAAAUGUCACUUUUUUCCUAACUUUUGGACCUCCGUUAGAUUUUGCUCUUGUGUCAUUUCCUGUUCCAUUUUGAUAGUUUCUUCGUUGUGGUGACGACAGGGCAAAACCCUAAAAACUGCGCAAACAGUACUGGCUCUAUACUUUUGACACUUUUAUUUCUUUUCAUAUCCAUUCUAUUAAUAGCAUCCGGUUUCCCAGUGAUAAUGUCCCCCCUUUUUUGAAUAUGUCUAGUUUUUAUUUUAAUUAAUGAUCUCGAGUCUGAGAGAUUGAUUAUAUUAUUAUUUCGCCAAACAAAACCCCGCUUGUUAAUGUCAAGUUGACGCACGUACUGAGCUAUCCCCAAGUUCAAAGGUUCAAUGUCGCACCAUUGUUUACGUUAACGUGGAUCUUUUAUUUUUAAUUUGCCUCCCACACGCUGCUAUUCGGCAUUUGUCACGAUGUGAAGGAGUAAGAUCGGAGCCAAAAUCGAGUAGAAAAACUUAUUUGGAACACAGUGUAAGGGCUUUGUUCAGUAGCUGUUUUUUAAGUGGCGAUAGAUUAUUGUACGUGAAGGCUAUUAUUGUGACCUUGAAAGCCCUUAAGAAAACAGUAUUGUCGGAUCGCCUGGACCUUUCAAGAGCUGCGACUUAUAUGCGCCAAAUACAGACCCAUCACAGUUAACAAAUUCAUCAGUUCUCAAGUAUUUUGAGGCACAAUGAUGCGCAAAUACAUCUCUUUAAUUACCUGACCUUGACUCACUGAAUGUAAAUCAGACCACAUCCUGUUGAUACUUUGUUUUUGCUGGUGAUCAAGAAAUGAAUUAAGAGCGGCCGCCUCUUUAUUCGCCUCAAUAACGUGCAUUGCAAGAUAUUUUUUUUCUGUUUUAACAACUUCUAAAGAAUUGUUAUUGAGAAGAAGGGUAAAAUUCUCAUGUGUUAUUUAUACACUGUAUAUAUUCAAACAUGCUAAACGGAGUUUGAAAUGAUUAUUUUGAAUAUUUUGUAACAUUUUUCUGGGUAGAAAAUUCACGCUGAACAACUUGCAACUUAAACUAAUAUAUAGAAGUUUUUUAAAACUGAAUUGACAUUGAAUUGUUGAGUUGAGAUCCCCAAAAGAUAAUUCAUUUACAAGUUUUGAGACAGAAUGCUUUAGGCACUAUUAAUUCUCUGGUAUUGUUGAUGACUUCUAAUAGACUGUGUCCUUGACAUUGACACAGGCCUAGGCCUAGACCUUGACCUUUGCAUAAGGACAUGUACCUUAUCUUUUUUGCUAGUUACAUUAUGUUGAUAUGUACCCAUACAGCUGUACAUCAACAUUUUCCUUGUUUCAUGUAAAUUGAGUUGACUUGUUGAUGUUGUUUUAAGAAAAAAGUCAGGGGUAAUUAUUUUUGGCAGUGUGACUAAUAAGAUAUAGUACAGGAUCAAAACCAUGAAAAAUCCACUUGAGCUUAGCUGGAUUAUUUGAACUUAAGUGUUGGUAAUUAAUGAGACAGGGGAAAAAAUUUCUUAAACCACAUUAAGUUGUUCACUGCAUUUUCAGGCAUUCCAGCCCCAUGCCUCAUUGAAUUUUUAGAAAUUUGUUAGAUGUGACGAACAUUUCAGUCUGGUUUGAGAUGUUGGUGAACAUGUUUGAUUUUUUGUCCUGUUCGAAGGCUGAAACAGGAAGAAAAGAAUCAUAUGAUCACAACCUUUCUUUAUAUUAUAAAUAGCCCAAGCUAAAACAUGACCUUGGUCAUGUGUGCCAAUAUUGUUUUCAUUUUGAAAAGAUGGCACAGUCUAAGAAACCGGGUUUCCUUGUAAUUAGUAGUGCCUAAUCAUAAUUGUAAGAUGCUGUCAUUCUGAAAGAUUGAAAAUUUAUAGGCAACAAAAGCUGAGUACACCCACUUUAGAUAGCUGUGUAGUCUUUGGUGUCAUAAUUUUUAUUGAACAACACUUUCCUGCAAACUCUCCCUUGCAAAUUUAAAUAUCAGACUUGGACUGAAAUUCGCCAUUUACAGUUGAACCUCUAUAUACCGUAAGCAGCCACCCAGUUGAGGUACCAGCAAAUCGUCACUUAAUGUAGGUUUGCCUUUCAACAGAGGUUCGUCAUGAAAUACCACAAUCUUUAGCAGAAACGUCACUUUGUUUUGAAACAAACACGCAAUGGGAGCAGCGUCACUGGUCCACAAUCAGCUUUCACCUUCUCAGACUGUACAGUAUUUCUGGAUUAAUUCAGGUUUCUGGGAAACUGCCCACCUACCCCUCCCCUAAGCCAUCAUUUUGCCUUGAGCGACAAGUAAGUGUUAAUGUUAGCUUAGGGGAGCGGUAGGUGGGCAUUUCCAGAAACCUAACCUUCAUCAUACACUGUAUUUUUAAUAUCAAGCCAAAAUGAGAGUAUCAAAGGCUUGAUGUCUGCUUACUUGAAGUGACUGAGAAUAGGUAAUGGGAUGGUCACUUUGAUAGAGGUGGCGGCAAAAUAGAGGUUAAAUUCUUCUUUUCUAUGCUAUUGUGUCAAGUUGACGUACGUAAGUUCAAAGGUUCAAUCAUUAUUUACGUUUAACAUGGAUCUUUUAUGUUAAUUUGCCUCCCACAUGCUGCUAUUCAGCAUUUGUCACGGUAUGAAGGGAUAAGAUCGGAGCCAAAAUUGACCAGAACACAGUUUUAAAAAAGAACAAUUUUGGAACAAAGAACUUUUUAAAAAACAGCAAUGAUCACUGAAAAAGCAGCUGUUGAGCUGUUAUGCCCCAGCUGAUUGAAUGAAAUAGUUUUUCCAAACUUAGCAUAAGUGGCAACUUUUUAUCUUUGCAGAUUUUAGGAAAACUAUUUGUGUAAUGACAAAGUCAAAUAAAAAAAUAAUAAUGUUAAAAAGUAAAGGUUGCACUUUUUCUGAUUUUGUUGUGGAUAACUUGGUUAUGAUUAAUUUGAAGUGAUUUAAAAGGCCAAAAUAACAGAAGUAGCACCUUUUUGCACUUUCACAUUAAUUUUUGGAGAACCUGAGUUAUAUAUAAAAUGAUGAUGAUGAUGAUAAUGUAAGAAUAACUUAAAAAUAACUAUUAUCUUUUUUAUCCUCUAGUACUAAUGCUACUUAUUAUGGACAAAUUUUACCUAUAAGUAAUUUCUAUGCAAUUUUUACUGUGGUGUUUUUUUACUUCUACAUAUAGGAAUUCAUUUUAUUCUUCCUCUUUAAUUUAAACUCAGUGAUCAUAGUCAGGUUCUAAUAACAAGAGCUAUAAUUUGCACAAGAAAACAAAAACCUCUAGGACUGUGGUACAGAAAGUUAUGCUUUCAUGUGUUUUAUUAAUGUCAUACAUAUGUCUUGUUGCACAUGAUCACUCCCGUACUGUGUAUAGUACAUUUGUACAUUAUAUCAAAUUUGUCAAGGUAUACAGAUAAUAUUGUUUUGUUUUGAUUUUUUUCUAGUGAGAAAAUGUUCAAUGUGCAAUACUACGAAUACUGAGCCCCAUUAGGCACUAAUUCCGUUGAAUUAUCUUGUUUACCACUUCCUGUUUGGCACUAUUAAUUAUUUUGUUAUUACCUGUUUUACGGUUCAAGUAAAAUCACUCUAAAAGUCUACAUGUAAUAUAUAUUUAACAGAACAUUUCAAAAACAAUGAAGUUAUCAUUAUGUGAUGUCAGGAAGGAAACACUUUCUCUAGUUGGCAUUCAUGAUUUAAAAUUUUCACAUUUUUUGUCACUCAUUCUUUGGAGGAAAAUAUUUAUGCACAUGUACAGCAUAGUCUUUGUCUUGAAGAGAAAAACUUAAACAAAUCCAAGGGCAAAAAAUAAUAUUAUUAUUAUCAAAAGUGUAUAUAUAGGUGAGUCAAGAAAGAAACAGCCAAACUUUCAUAUGCUGUGCGUUCUAGGCACCUCUUUCUAAUUUUUUUUGCUUAGUAUGCCUGACAAGCCUACUUAGAAUUUAGGGAGUUCUUUGUUAGUUAAACUUUUAAGCAGAUUAAGAUAUAAAAUCCAAGUAAUGGGCAAUUAUUGCCCAUCGGCCCAAAGGCCGAUGGGUCCCAUAGUAGCCCCCAAGCGACAGACAAUCACCAUUUGCUGGAACGUGAGGACCAUGUUGAGAAAGAGUGAAACAAAGCUGUGUGGAAGAGCUGGGAAGUAGCCAAAGUGGUUGCACAAGACAGAAAGUGUUGGUCAGACAGCGUGGAGGCCUUAUGUGCCUACUGGCGCAAUGAGACUUGAUGAUGAAUUUAGUCAUAAAGUAUAAAUUGUCAGGCAAUAAAAUAAGAGAUUAUAGCAAGAAUUCUUGUAAAAAAUUUCUCGAGUAACUUGGAAAUUACAAAACAAUGAGAGGUUAAAAAAUUUUGAAAGACCUUUUUGUUGCACUGUUCUAAACAGCUGAUGUUAACAGUGUUUAGAGGCAAGGUAGUUCUAUUUUUAAAUACCACAAAGGAUUUUUGGAAUUUCAGUGUAUUAUUCUUUUAAUUUAUUCAGCUCCUGCUUUAAAAAGAAACAUGUCAUUGAUCAUUCUCCUUCGUGACCAUCUUAACCUCCACUGAUAGGUGGUCAAGUUAUUUUUAGCAUGUAACAAAGACUUUGAAAGAAAAAAGUUUCUAAUAAUAACACAAAAACUAAUUUAUUUGGCAGUGCCAAAAAUUGUUUGUUACUUCAAAAUGUGAGGCAUACAUGCCUUACUGAGGAACUGCCCAACAGUGUACAGCUGUAUGUUGUGCUAAUGUAAUUUCUUUUUUAGUUCUGUAACGUGUGAGAGUUGUGCUGGCAGUAUGUUGAAGUCUUGGGUCUCAGUGAAAAUUAGUUGCUGAAGGAUAGUUAUUUACUGCACUAACGUUAUUUCUGUUUAGUUUGCAACUUGUAAGAGUUGUCCUCAGGCAGUGUGUUGAAAUAUAAUUGGGUCUCAGAGAAGAUGGUUAAAAAAUGGGAGAAAGAGAAAUGCAUACAGUGCAUAUUGAAAAAGAAUUGCAGUGUAAUCAUCAAGUGUUUGUUCUUUCACAUCUACAAUGUACUUACAUGUACAAGUAUAUAAAGCUGAAAUAAAUUGGCCAAAACAUGAACACUGUAAUCAGAGGAUUCCGCGUUACAUGUAACUCUGAUGACUCUCCCUGCUAAGUUCAUAUAAUGGAGAUGCAAAAAACAGCUCUAACUAAUUGAAUUCAUGGACCUACAUAUAUGUAUAAACCCCAUGGUGUGGCUAUACAACUGAAAUAUUUUCAGUUGCUGCUUUGCUUUGUGCAUUUUUCUUUUUGUCUUUUCUAUUUUUAUAACAGACUGUGGACUUUUGAAGAAGUUCAAAUUUGACAUUCCUAGGAGUGACCAAACUUUAAGCACUUUUUGUGACUUAAAUCUUGUUACUAUUAUUAAAUAAUUGGUUAAAAAAAUGAAUCAAUAAUAUUAUUACAUCCUUGAAUAAAUAAACUGAAUCAAAAUGUCAAAAAUACCCUGGUACACCCUCAAAUUUGCUUUUUCCCAUUAGGCCAUUUUGUCAUGUUUAAUCCUUGUGAGUCUUGAAUCUAUUUAAAUGAAAUGUUAAUUUCACUAUUAAAAAUAUAAUGCUAAUUAUCAGCUGACGUGCAGCCAAUAAGUCAAAAGUUGACUGUCGAGCUGACAUUACAUGUUUUGGCUGAAGAGACAAGGAAUUAUGUAUGUUUUGAAGUUUUGGCUUCUACUCACAUGCAGUGGGACAAUUGUUAGAUGUUUGGUCUUAUAACUGGCUGCAUGUCUUGGAAAGUUAUAAUAAACUUAUUGUAACUCAGACAAUAUUUUUCUUUCCGUUGUUAAAAAUAACCGUUAUUAAUUUUUGUGAGGUGAAAAAAUAAUAUUAAAAUUGGACAUGGACUUAAUAUCAUACAAUAAAAUUUUUUUUUGAUGCUUAUACAUUGAAUUAAAAGUGUUAGAUUUGAGAGUUCCUAGAACUGUAUUUUCUGUCUCUGUUAACAGGAAUGUGAUUUACCAGGAUCGCCAAAGUCAACUUUCCUGAUUAGCUUUAACCCUGACAAGUAAGUACAGUAAAGAGUUAGUUCUUUAUUCAUGCUGCGGGGUUACUCAAUGGUAAACACCAGAAAUAUCGUGGCAAGGUUGUUGUAAAUCCCAGGACAAGGCCAUUUGAAAGUUACAUGUAUAUUUUGUACCAGAAGUGAAAGCCAGACUAGCAAAUGAUUUUUUAACACCAAUUUGGGUAGUUUGGCUUUUCUUUGUCUAAAAACUUUUCUAUGUACACUGGACAGAGUUGAGGGAACAGUUUAGCUGUAGGUGGGGGUGACCAGAAAACCUUUUUUGCAGCACAAGAACUGCUUUCAAAGGGAAAAAAACUUGCAGGUGCAUAUUACGACACAUAGCAGUUGCAUGCCUGUAAAAUUAACAUCACAAUGACAUAAAAGUAACAUCUGUCAGUCAGUCUACAGUAGUUGUAUGGUACAGUGACAUGCCAGAAGGACUCACAUGUACAGUAAAUACACUGUAAUAUUUUGUAGUCGUCCAGAUGACUCUGGCUUUUAAAACCCACAUUGUCUUUUACCUGCUGUACAUGUAUGUUUAAUUACAAACCUCUCUGUGCUUAAUUGAAGGAUGACAAUGGCAUCUUCACAUGGGGACCACACUGUUCGUAUUGUUGACUGUAAAACUGGCAGGUGUCUGAAAACUUUAAGAGGUCAUCCUCGCACACCAUGGUGCGUUGCAUUUCACCCAUCAUCUGAUCAACUGCUUGCAUCUGGCUGCUUAGGAGGACAAGUUAGAGUUUGGAAUUUAAAGGUAUGUUCCAAAAUUAAUAUAUUAUUGAUAAGGGAGGGUCCCUGCUCUGACCGCUAGCUGGAUUUGUUCUUGGUAGUCCCAAGUUUAGCUCCUUGGUCAUGCUUGUAAUAUAAAUAGCCAACUGGUUUGCCUCUGGCCAAUUGGGAUUCUUAACUUUGGGGGCCACUGUGAAAACUACUGGUUUACUGGUAAGUUAUGUUACCCCUAUGAAGUCAGUUUUUUUUGAAAGCACAGUCAGGUAGCAAAAAAAGUGCACUUUUUACCAAAUUGUCCAUUUGAGAUGGGAUUGGCUAAACAUGAGAUUUGUAACACUAAAGUUAUAUUUUCCUGCUACUUGGAUGUAACAAAGCAGCUUUUUUGUGCAUGGGCAUAAGCCAAAAUUUGGACUUUGGAUUUUUUGUGUGUAACGUUGUCUGGAUUGGUCAGAAUUUGCAAAAUGAGGAACCUGUGGAAAGAACUGCAUGAAUCCUUGCUGAAUGUGAUACAUUGUUUUUACCAACUUACACAUAGCUUAUACUGAAAUCUAAAUGGCCCAGGAGGGAAAAUUAAAUUGUAUCAUUCCAUUUGAAAUGGUAAUGACCAAGCAGUUGUCGAAGGGUUAAGCAGUCACCUAUUAAAUUAAUUUAGUGAGUCCCCUUUUGAGGUGCUGUGGCUUUUAAAAUUUUACCGCUGACCUCUUGAUUUGGAAAAGAGUCACUGGGAUUGAUUAAUGAAGAAACAAAAAUGGUAAUCAGUUGUCUAAAUUGUUUGAAAAAGUUUAUUCUGACAGAUCAGAAGAGAUUAAUAUUACUGACCUGAUCAGUUAGAAGAGCAUUUUUUUUUUAUAAUUUAAUGACAAGAAAAAAAAAACAACCACAAAAGGUCAUGGACAGGUGCACAAGUGUAGUACAUGUACCGGUACAUGAACCUGAACAAAACUACUACUUUAGGUCAAGUUUUGUUGUUAUUUAGUUUGAAACACUUAGUUAAACGUAGCUUUUAGCCUUAAGCUACACUGAAGGCCCAUUUGCAGAUUUUUGAAUGAAAAUUAAUUUCAUUUUAUAUGAUUCUUUAUUGUGCAGACAGGUGACAGUGAAGUGUACACACCUCCAGACAAAGCUGUGAUUGCUUCGCUUGCCUUUCAUCCCACAGAUCAUGUGCUUCUUAUUGCCACCAGCAACAAACUUUUCUUUUGGAGCUGGGAUCAGCCAAAGCCAUUUGCUUGUGUUGAAACUGCUUCAGCUGAGGAAAAAGUCCGGUACUGGCCUAAUAAUAUUGUUCAUAAAUGAAAUGAAGAUGGUGACAGUUAAAGAUGCAACUUAUACAAUUACAAAAAGAAAGCCUGAAAAACUCAGGCUGGCUAGGAUUUGAUCCCAGUGCAGCACUCUUACCAACUGAGCUAGUAAGCCAAUCGGGGGCUGGUCAUUAAAUUAGCUCAUAAAUCCAGCAAAAAUGACAAUGAAAUGAUCGCUAUAAUUCUUACCACUGUUGCAUGCAGCUUUUCAUGUGUGUGCUGCUCAUGACAUGAGAACAAUCCAAUCUGUCAUAAGCAACCACUAAAUAUUUGAAGAUCUCGUGAUUGCUAUUAGGAGGUGCUGUUUCUUAUCACAAUAGAAUAAGUAAGGAUCUCUCCAUAUAAUAUACAUGGUGUAGUUCUAUGUUGUCACUAAAAGUUCUUUGCAUAGUCUCAGUAGCCUAUUGCAUGAAAACAAAAGUAGUUUCACCCCGGUUUUUUCUGUAAAAACUGCUUAUUUUCUGUUGUGAGAAAUUCUCAACUUGAAUCUCAUCCUUGGUGUUUGCCGUAAACAUGACUUCUGUUGUGAGGAAUUCUCAACUUGAAUCUCAUCCUUGGUGUUUGCCGUAAACGUGACUCUUAAUCUCUCUAUUGUUUUCAGGCUUGUAGCGUUUUCUUCUCUCGGUGAUCAUAUUCUUACUGCAGUCACAAAUAUUGCAUCUGAAACGGUAAGUUGAUAAAGGUAUAAAUCUCUUUAUCGUAAUUUCUUCUGUGUACAAUGCAGGGUUCGUACGGGUCAUUGAAAACCUGAAAAGUCAUGAAAUUCAAGGAUUUCAUUUUUCAGGACUGGCAAAGAUUAUGAACCCUACAGUACAAAUCAAAAGUAGCAAAAUUACUCUUUUCACGCAAAUGAGAAAACGUUUUUUUCCUUUCGGUUUGUUUUAUGUCGUAGAAAUAUAUGAUAAUGUUUCUAAAACAAAGGAUAAUAAAAUUUAAAUUAGAGAUAAAAUUGAACCUCAACACAUGUACAGUAUAUGAUAAAAUACAUGUCUGUUGUACCAAACCAUAUGCUUGGUAUGCCCUCUGAUUGCCUGGUUAAACUGGUUAUCUUGGAUGUGUGGUUCUAUCUUUUCCUAUUUAGUUCCAAAAACUCAAUGAUUCUAUCUGGCUAAUUUUCAACUGGUUUAGUACACGUAUGUAUCUCCCAAAAAAUUGAGGACUGUGAAAACUGUAGAUACAUAUAUGAAGAAUAUUACAUGGCGGUGCGGAGAUACGAACUUUCUCUUCUAUUGCAAACGAGUGAAAUAUUUUUCAACACAAGAAGAAAAAUUUUGGACCUCCAAGCGACCAUGUAAUGUUCCAUUAAUUUUAUUAUAUAAACACCAAUGGAAUAGCAAACCAUUUUACUUUAAUAAUUUUUUGCCAUGAAAGGCACAAUUUAUUAUGUAGCCGUAGCAAAGGUGAUCUUUUCCCAUGUGAAGACAACAUGUUAUUUUGAUGUGUUCGCACAAAAGCUCACCUGGUAAAUUUGCACUACCUUUCUCCCUUAACGUCAAUGCAUUGCUAUUAACUGGAAACUAUCUUUUUUACCACAGACAAACCCUGGAACGAUACCUCAAAGGUAGGAACUUUAACAUAACUACGGUUAAAACUCCUUAUUCUUUUCACUCGUAACAGUGGAUAAAGAAAAAUCUAAGAAGUAAAGAGUACAGUCGAACCCUGCUUUACGAACAUCUGCUUUAUACGGACACCUCAUUAUUAUGGACAGUUGCUUUGUCCGUAUAGAAAGAAAUCCCUUACACAAGGGGGUCCCCCUGCCCUUACAUUUUCUUUAAAUUCAACGCACUUAAAUAAUACGGACACCCCGUCAACACAGGCACUUUCUAUGCCCCCCUCAGUGUCCAUAUUAAUAUAACAGUGUAUAAAUAGCAGUAAAGCUUACUGGUGUCUAAUAAUUAUCUUGUGAAGUAAAAUAACCGUACCAGUGUCAUGUCAAGUUUUUCCUUAAUCGAGUGACUAAUCGAGUCGGAAUUCUCAUUGAAUCCCAGUCCUUUGCGAUGGAUCCUUGUUCUAGUCCACGCGCGGUUCGGUCUGAUUACCAAAACCUCUCAUCUAGUGUGUAGCGUACUUUAAAGAUCUAACGUUUUGUCUUGCCUUGGUUUGCAGCCAUUCGUCUACGAUGAAUCGCCUUCUCCAGUCAAUUGGAAGCUCGCGCGUUGGCAGUGAUCAAUUCACUGCGUACAUGCUGCGCCCUUCAAAUGGCUCUUCAACAACUUCGUCACAUGAAACUUCUACUGCUAAUUCUUUGUCCUGUCCUCAUGGGAGAGACCUGAAUUCUGAUCCUAUUUCCACAAAUGCUUCGGUUUCUUCAGAAUCAAGCGAGAACUUGAAUCUUAACUCUACCUCUAGUAGCGGAAGAGAGCCUUCGGCUUUUACAAAUACUGAGACGGACUCUGAAGAUAGCAGAAAUGAAGAUUACAGAGGAGUAUUUGCUGUAUUUCGCGCGCGUGACAGCAAUUCAUGGAACUUUCAAGUGACUGGCGAUGAAAAUGCUUCUAGCAGUGAAUCAAUGGAGCCAGACGCAGCGACAAACUCCGUAAUGCUUGAAUCUGAUUCAGCUGGAGCCAGUUCAAGCGUCAGUUUGAGUUUAAGUGCUGGUGAUACAGAUAUGUACUCUGCUACUGAAACUGUCACACUCCCAGAACCAUCUGGUGGCGUGGAAGACUCGCUGCCGUUUAGCUCGCGAUACCUGUCUUCCGAUUCAGACGGAGCUGUGUCAAAUGCUGACGAAACAAACCAGGAAGCUAGUGAUCGCGUAGUUGGUGUAGGACGAGUUAUAAAUGUGGGGCCCAGCUCAUCGCGGACUAGUUAUCUUUCUCACGGUUCCAACCAUAGCUCGAGCUUCGCAACUUUAGCGGGAGUCCAAGGAUCUGGGACAGCCGUUGCUACGGCAACAGCACGGACGUUUAGGCACGUGCAUACUGCGGUGGUGGUCGCCGAUGGAACCAAUGGAGGGCCCCAGUUUGCUCUCCGGACUGCGAUUAAUAGAGCCAUUGCCGGAGCAUUUGCGGGUUGCGGCGAAGGGGCUGUAGCCAGUAAUAUAAUCAAUACAACACAUCGACUGCAGUGGUGGGACUUCUCUCAAGUGAAAUUACCAGACUUGAAAGAUAGUAAGUGGAAUUAGUAAAGCAUUAUUUCCGUUUCAGCGGUAUAAAUUAUGUCGAGGGCUACAAGGUGAUUCCCUUGUUUUGCACAAUACAUCACCUACUGCGCAAACUAUUGCGAAAUCAAAGGUGGGGCAAUUUUCGCCGGCCGCCCAAAUAAAGGCAUCAAAGACUGCUUUUGUACGCGACAAUGAUAACUUUUCCCGAGUAAAAAGUUGUUCUUGGAACUCUUUUCACUUCCCAUCGUCCCCCGCAAAGUGGUCUCUGCGGAAGAGACAGCGCCUGGCUUCAGUGGGUGGACAGGGCAUUGUUAGUUGACCUCAAACUGUUGCGGUUUGUUACUCAGCCAACAAUUCUCAAAAGCUGAUAAAAUGAAUUUAGUGAUGACAAUUAAGGGUGGUAAAGGUCAUAGGCCACUAUCACCAGCCCAUACCCCGGAGAGAGCAACUCCCAUACUAGGCCUUUUUCACGGCGUUUUUCACGGACCGGUUUAUUUUUAAACACAUUUUAGAGCACUUUAAACCGCAAUACGGAAGCUUCGCCCCAUCUGUUUGUGCAUUAGAGGAAUAAGAUAUCAAAAGGGAAAACUAAACGUCAUCAAAAGAUUAAAAAUGCAAGUUUUAGGUUUGUAGGAUUGGCUGACUGGUUUGUGUGACUUACAUUGUAUUGAGUUAUUCUAAUUCGCACCAAAAUCGUUCUAAAAAGAAAAUGGUCGGUGAAAACGCCGUGACAGGAGUACAAGGAAGUUGCUUUCUCCGCGUUAUUGGCUCCCGCCACUACAGUCGAACCCCGCUAUUUCGAAGUCCCAAGGGAAAUGGAAAAAAGUUCGAAAUAGCGGGGUUUCGGAAUAACCGGGGAAGCGUAAAGGGGAAGGGUAAAUCCAAGGGAAGUCGAUCUUCCUUCGAAAUAGCGGGGACUUCGAAUUAACCGAGUUCGAAAUAGUGGGGCUCGAGUGUAUAUAGAGAAAAGUCAGUUGAAAAACGACUUGUGAUUGCGACGUGAUCGCCGAUAACUAGCCGACGUGAAACGCGAAUAGCUGCCUGUUUUUCCUUACAGUCCAUGCUAACUCACAGUUACUUUUAGGUGAAUCUAACGUGAUCGUACCAAGCUGUAAAAUUCAUAACGAUGCCAGUUGCGACAUCUCUAAAGAUGGAAAACUGCUGGCCACUUUCGUGCCCAGUGCCCAAGGGUUUCCAGAUGACGGAGUGGUGGCUGUGUAUUCUCUGGAGAAGGAAUAUUUUGGACAGUGUGUAUUUUCGAAGAAAUUUGGUAAGGACUGAAACAAGAUUAUUUUUUAAGCAUAUCUUUUUGAAUACUAGAUCAUUCAUUUAUUCAGUCAUUCAUUCAGUCUGUCUGUCAGUCAGUCAGUAAUUCAUUCCUUCAUUCUACGCAUUUUUUUUUUAUACUCGUGGGACCUGAAAGGAUAUGUUGAAAAAUUGCAAUUUUUUCGACUGGGAAAAUCGUGAACAGUCAUAGGUAUUCUUUCAGAGGACACAGUGCGCAGCUACUUUAGUAGUUUAAUCCUUUAAGCCCUAAUAGUGAUCAGCAUCAAAUUUCUCCAUGUGAUAUCAAUGUUUUAUAAAACAGAGUGGUCAUGAGAACUACGGACAAGAUGAAUUUUCGUCACACAAGAUGAAUUUGCUUGAUAUUUUAUUAACUUCUCCCCACUACAUCUGUAGGAGAUGAAUAGGGGCAAUAAAUGAGAAUUCAAAUUUUGAUCUUAGAGUUUAAAGAGUUAAGCAAGUAACUUGCAGAUGGGAAUACUCAAAAGAUCAAUUGUGAGCCUAGCCUGUAGCGUUGCAAGCGUAAAAAGGGAGGGUGCGAAAAAUGUGAAGUGUUUCCAAUAAAGUUUUUACCGUCCUCCCUCCCCCCUCCCCCUCUCCCUCUCCUAUUACGCCAGAACAUGCAGCAUGUGUUGCGUAUAUGUCAUUUUAAUUGAUAAAGACAUCAUGUUUGUCCAAGUUGUUUUGAAUGUUUUGUUGUAAUGAGAGUACAUUUAAUUACUGCUGAUUUUUUAGGUCCAAACGCCAUCUCUAUAAGCCUGUCUCCCCAGAAUCAAUUCAUAAUGGUUGGCUUAGCAGCCAGACGACUGCACUGGCAUCUUACGUCACGGCAGAUGAUAGCGCAAAUUUUCCGGCUAACAGGCAAAAACAAAAGUAACACCGAGGAGGUGAAGGUAUGUUACUGUCAACUGUAGUUCUUACAUAUUAGAAUAGGUUAAAUGUGUUAUGUCCCAAGGAUAUUGCUGUUUUAGGCUAGUUAUGUGCUAAAGGCAUUUCUUUGUGCCUUUAACCAUAAACAAAAUGCUCCUGUAAGCUCCUGUAGAGUUAUGAAGAAGAUGUGAAACAAAUGUGAUCAGAAACUUUAACCAUAAUAUAUUUUUUGGUGAUUUUUAAAGACGUAGCAUUAAAACUUGAAAUAGUUGGCCAACUUUUUCAAGUCUCAAUUCAUGCCCGUCCUUGCCAUCCUUAGAAAAAGACGACAUGAAGCAGUUUCAAUACCUAAAUAUAGCCUUGAGUGGACCAUUACUUUUGAAAUUUAACUGAUUCGAAGACACGUUUUAGCUUUUUAAAAAGAUAGCAAAUAGCGUGACGUCAAAGCCGCCCCUUAAGCCGAGUCUCAUUUUUGUUCGUUUUGUGUUGUGUAGUAGUGCAGUGGCCCACCAUAGGACAAGACUCUGUGUAAAACACAAUGUAUAAUUCUGUGCCAUCUGAGCGACUAUCUGCUGUCCUAUACAGGAUAGGCUUACUUAAAUGUCUUUUUGCCCAAGACAGAGAGGGGGGGGGGGGGGAGAUCAACCCCCGACCGGAACUCCUAUAUCCAAACUUGGGCUAGCCUGGUAUCCCUGCGGGCGGCAAUGUAAUUUGUGUCGUUCUUACUGCCGUCACAAUCUCAGUUGCUGAAAUGCCCUAAUGACGUGUGCCGGACUAAUUAUCCGCUGCACCAUUUUCUCUUCGGAAGGGUUCUUGGUUUUUUGGUACGGCACGCUUGAAUUUCUCAGCUUUUCCGUGACGCGGCAUUUACAUGCUGGCCGAGAGAUCUCUCCUGUUGGUUAAAAAAAGUGACUUAUUUGACUAGGGAUUUUACUAUCUGAACAGUCAUUGUUAUUAGAAAAAGUAUUACUUUAAUGGUCAUGAGUUCCUCGAGAGAUGAAUCCUAGCUUCCUGGCAAAUCUCAGUGACAUAAAUCUUGGCGAGGGUCUUUUUUACAUAUUGCACCUCCUUUCAUAUCCCAAAUUCUGGACUUUAUCUAUUGAACGGGUUUGGUUUUUAUUUUUAAUAGUGUGACAGUGAAAACUAGCAAUUAUAAUAUGUAAUGAAAUUCUAUCCUUAGCCCGUCGUGAGUGUCAUGCAUGAGAGCGAGUCUGAUCUACGAACUCACCUGAGUGUCAAUGCAGCAUUCUUCCAUCCCCUGGUGGGGAGUGGAUUGGUAUACGGUACCAACCGAGGCCAAGUACUUCUGCGCCAGUUCGGGUAA
Molecule: messenger RNA, 15280 nt
Organism: Porites evermanni
Lineage: Eukaryota; Metazoa; Cnidaria; Anthozoa; Scleractinia; Poritidae
Source: the annotation of a GenBank genome assembly